Molecule: messenger RNA, 1401 nt
Organism: Acanthamoeba castellanii str. Neff
Lineage: Eukaryota; Discosea; Longamoebia; Acanthamoebidae
Product: cathepsin A, putative
Exons: 14
Coding region: 1-1401 (466 amino acids)
Biological process (GO): proteolysis
Molecular function (GO): serine-type carboxypeptidase activity
Source: RefSeq, a predicted model, not a curated record
AUGACGCUCCGUCUGGGGCCGGCGGCCGUCACCGCCCUUGUGGCCCUGUGUGCCCUCUUGAGCGCCACCGCCGUGUCUGCUCAGGGCAACACGAGGACUAAGCUGGGCCUGCUCCCCGGCCUCUCCCACUUGCCCUCCUUCAAUCAAUGGACCGGGUACGUGAACGUGCGGCCGUCGAGCGGGCGUCAUCUGUUCUACUGGUUCGUGGAGAGCCAAAGGAAUCCGGCCCACGACCCGGUGGUGCUGUGGCUCACCGGCGGACCUGGCUGCAGCUCGAUCUUCGCCCUGCUGACCGAAAACGGUCCGUUCCGCGUCGAAGACGACGCCUUCACCCUGCGCAAACACUUGCAGUCGUGGAACACGGUUGCGAACAUCAUCUACGUCGAGUCGCCCUCUGGCGUUGGGUUCUCCUACGCUGACGAUGGCAACUAUACCACGGGAGACAACGACGCCGCAGAAGACAACUUCCAGUUCGUGUUGGGCUUCUUCAAACUGUUCCCCGAGUUUGUUCGCAACCCCUUCUUCGUAGCGGGCGAGUCCUACGCGGGGCACUACGUUCCUCAGUUGGCCGAGAAGCUGUUCGAGAGACCCGAGGGCAAGGCCGUCAACCUCCAGGGCUUCAUGGCCGGCAACCCCUCCACCGACUGGACCAUCGAACCCGACGCCUAUUGGGCGUUCAUGGCCUAUCACGCGCUGAUGAGCACCAGCGACUGGAAGGAAGCCCAGCACGUCUGCCGGAACAACUUCACCCACCCCACCUCUGCCUGCACGACGACCCUGGACCGGAUCCGUAGCGCCUUCAACAGGGUGAACCCCUACAAUAUCUACGCUCCGUGCAUUGGGCCGAGCGACCCGGCCGGUGGCUGUCUCACCCAGCAAAUGGCCCUGGCCUUCGCCGCUCGCCCCGAGCGAUCCCAGCGCAGCAGCAGCGACCUCUACUCCGUCGGAAGCCAAACGUUCAUCCCUUGCAUCAACGUGAGCGCACCUCAGCAAUAUAUGCAGCGGCCCGACGUGCAGCGGGCGCUGGGCGUGUCGCCCAAGUCGCAGAAGUUCGAGUGGACAGCCUGCUCGGCGCACCUGAACUACACCCAGUACGCCAUCAGUGUGCUCCCCAUCUACGCCAAGUUGUGGAGGUCGAUGCGCGUGCUGGUCUACAGCGGUGAUGUGGACUCGUGCGUGCCGUACCUGGGCACGGAGGCCUGCAUGGAUGCCCUGGGCCUGCCCGUGGUCGAGCCGUGGCGCGCCUGGAUAGUCGACGGCCAGGUGGCCGGCUACGUGAAGGUGCUGGGCGGCCGCGCCGGCGGCCCCUCGCUCACCUACGCCACCGUCAAGGAGGCCGGCCACAUGCCUGACGAAGCGCUGGCCCUGUUUUUGUCCUUCAUCAAUGGUGCUCGCCUAUGA